ACUGGCACUGCUCAUACAGUAAAUAUUUGUGUUUGCUCAGCCGGCUGUAAUGGUGGAUGACUGAAAGAGAAAGAGACAAGAAAUAUUCACAAGGACUGAAUUCCUGGUUGAACACUAAAACAGACGCUUAGACAAUAAGCUCCGGCGAAUAUGGAUGAACUUAAGCACCAAGUGAUGAUAAACCAGUUUGUCCUGACAGCUGGAUGUGCGGCGGACCAGGCGAAGCAGCUUUUGCAAGCGGCACAUUGGCAAUUCGAGACUGCGCUCAGUGCCUUUUUUCAAGAAACCAAUAUUCCAUACAGUCACCACCAUCAAAUGAUGUGCACUCCAGCCAACACGCCCGCGACGCCCCCCAACUUCCCCGACGCGCUUACCAUGUUCUCCCGCCUCAAGGCCUCAGAGAGCUUCAACAGCAGCAGCCCCAUGGGCUCCAUGGCCACGUCUCCGCCCCCUCAGGUCAGCUGGGGCGUGACCCCCCCGGCCCCGAGCCAGCAGGGACUGUGGACACAGGGGCACGCCCCCACGCAGGCGCCCCCUCCUGGAUGGCCCUCCGCCGUCACCCAGCAAGCCUCCACCGAACAGAAGGCCAGCGUAGCCAUGGAGGCCGAGAGAUGAGGGCCCGGGCGGAAGGGGCCCAUGCUAACGGGGAGGGGGGUGGGCCAGGGGCAGGGGAGGGGAAGGGGGGGAGGAUAUGGUCUCCUCCUUCACUAGUGGAAGCCUGAAGAGGGGAAUUGGCUCCAUAACCAAGAAAACCAAGCAAUGUGGACAAUUAAGGAGGGUGAAACCAAUAUACAGUUAAUAAUAAAAAAGCGCACACACAUUUAACUAAAUCAGAAAGCAUCAGCCAUGUUUAUUAGGUUUCUUUUUCCUCAAUAAAUAGAUAGGCAUAAAGUUGGAAAUUAAAAAAAAGGACUUUUGUGAUGUCAUGCCCAAGGAUUAUCUCAAGCAUUUCUCUGAAACAUGGACGUGUAUGGCAGCAUCUGUUUCUAUUCUUUACUUCUUUCUCCUCUGGAACUGGUGUCUGUGCUGAACUGAGGCCUGUGGUACCAGUGUUUGCACUGCAUGAAGAGUGGCGAUCUGUCAUUGCCGUUUUUCAUUUCAAAUGUUCAUCACAGCGCAAGUGUAAACGUGUAGAUAUCAGACGCGCGUUUACACUCUCAAGCCAGUUGAAGCAACCCGGACAUUUUCCACCCCAUCGGAUGAUAGGAAACUGCUCAGCUCUGCAGUCACCUGACUUUUUUUCAGCCAAUCAGGGAAUUUCAACAGUUGAUAACACAGGACACUUUAUAUCAAAACCAGGUUUCAACAAAUGCAUCACCUCUGGUCUUCUCUAUCAGUUAAAUACUUAAUAGGCUUUCUUUAUUUGUUUAAGGAUUGAAAGGGUGUGGAUAAGAACAUGGACUGAAACAAAAAACAAUUCUGCAAAGAUGUGCGGACUUAGGUAUUUUUAAAUCAUGGUAUAUUAUUUUGUAUUAUUUGGGGGUGUUUAGGUGUUUUAUUGUGUUUGAGGGAGGGCAGAUCAAAGUCGCCGAUGAGCUACACAAAACGAGACUACUGUUAGACAUGUUUGUAAGCAGACUUGCCACUUUGCAUGAUAUGUUCAAAUGUAUACCAUCUUUUUGUAGCAAAUGUACAUUAAAGAAGAGACAUUGCUUUGGGGGCAGAUCUACAUGGAUUUUAUUCCUUCCCCAGUUUAUAUUUGUUUCCUGAUAUGUUGUGAUUCUCUGCAGUUGGGCCCUUUGCUCCUGAAUUACUUCAUGUGAGGGAGGGGGCGCGAGGGAGACACGGGCUAAAGUAAAUAUGCAAAUUCAGGGUAGGAAUCAUCCCAUUUUUUACUAUCCAGUUAUUUAAAAAAAUAAAAACUGAAAAAAACUUGUGUUAAGUGUCAAUUCAUGUUUCCACCGAAGACAAGUAGAAGGAUCGCUUUACACUGAGAGGUAAAACCAGUAGCCCAUCUUUAAUUUUAUUUUUUUCCAUUUUCAGUUUUCUAAUCAAAUUGUCUUAGGAUCGCCUGUUCCUAAAUGGUUUUUCAUGUAUUUUUUUUUCUCCCUGUAUGACUGUAUUGAUACCAUUCCCACAAUAUUUGUGGACUACCUGAUAAUUAACUUAUCAUUUUUUUUUUGUGUUUCUAAAUAAAUAUUGUAUGUCCUA
Messenger RNA from Anguilla rostrata (American eel), 2151 nucleotides. RefSeq names its product UBA-like domain containing 1a (gene ubald1a). The record is from RefSeq and is a predicted model, not a curated record. The transcript is spliced from 3 exons. Gene Ontology annotation, molecular function: protein binding. Bases 151 to 615 code for a protein of 154 amino acids. NCBI's taxonomy places the organism in Eukaryota, Metazoa, Chordata, Actinopteri, Anguilliformes, Anguillidae.